GCGCCCCGGGCGCCCGGGACCCCGAGAAGCUCGGCAGAGCCCGACGGGCCCGCAGCCGCGAUGCCAGACGAGCUGACGGAGCCCGGGCGCGCCACGCCGGCCCGCGCCUCCUCCUUUCUCAUCGAGAACCUGUUGGCGGCCGAGGCCAAAGGCGCUGGGCGCGCGGCCCAGGGCGGCGGCGGCCGCGAGGACGAGGAGGAGGACGACGACGACCCGGAGGAUGAGGACGCGGAGCAGACGCGGCGGCGGCGGCUGCAGCGGCGGAGACAGCUGCGCGCGGGCGCGGGGCCGGGCGGGGAGGCGCGCGCGCGGGCGCUGCUGGGGCCUGGCGCGCUGGGCCUCGGUCCCCGGCCGCCCCCCGGUCCCGGGCCGCCCUAUGCUCUGGGCUGCGGCGGCGCGACGCGCUGGUACCCGCCGGCACACGGCGUCUACGGAGGCGGCCUCAGUCCCGACACCAGCGACCGGGACUCACCGGAGACGGGCGAGGAGAUGGGCCGCGCUGAGGGCGCCUGGCAGCGGGGCCCCGGGCCGGGAGCGGUGCAGCGGGAGGCGGCGGAACUGGUGGCGCGGGGUCCGGCUGCAGGCGCGGAGGAGGCGGCGGAGCUGGCGGAGGCCCGGGCAGCGGCAGGGGAGGCGCGUGGCGGCGUGGCCGUUGGCGGCGGUCGAAAGAAGAAGACGCGCACGGUCUUUUCGCGUAGCCAGGUCUUCCAGCUCGAGUCCACUUUCGACCUGAAGCGCUACCUGAGCAGCGCCGAGCGCGCCGGCCUGGCCGCCUCCCUGCAGCUCACCGAGACGCAGGUCAAGAUCUGGUUCCAGAACCGCCGCAACAAGUGGAAGCGGCAGCUGGCGGCUGAGCUGGAAGCCGCUAGCCUGUCCCCGCCGGGCGCGCAGCGCCUCGUGCGCGUGCCCGUGCUCUACCACGAAAGCCCCCCAACUGCGGCCGCCGCGCCCCCCGCCGCACUGCCCUUCCCGCUGGCGCCCAACGCGCCCGCGCCGCCCCCGCCGCUGCUCGGCUUCUCCGGGGCCCUCGCCUAUCCGCUGGCCGCCUUCCCGGCGGCUGCCUCCGUGCCCUUUCUGCGGGCGCAGAUGCCCGGCCUGGUGUGAGCCCCACCCGUUGGGCCCACUCCCGUGGCCACGAGGGAGCUCUGUGGAUGCGCGGGUGGUGCGGGGCGCAGGGGGCCAUCCUGGAGGGUUGGCUCCAUGGGAUUGCUAGCUGCGGCCCUGGCGGCGGAGGCUUUAUCCCAAGCUCCCCCAAAAUGUAACAGGGACGCUACUGACGGUAGCUCCCCAAAAAGUUGCAAGGCUGGACCCCCGCAGGAAGAGGGUAUCACCGAGAGACAGUGGCCAUGCAGCCCAGAGCCCCUGGGGUCAGGCCUUAGCCUAGAAGUGAAUUUAGCCACCCCCUCAGGAGGGAGCCAGCACCCGGCCAGCCCACAGAAAAGAGAAACCAGAAACAGGCUCCAAGGUGCUGCGGGAGAGGUGACCAUCCCCCAACACAAACGCCCUUCCCGGUACCGCGAAGGGACCAGGACGGCAGGCCACCCGAGGACUGUGAUCAGCCUUACGGCCUUGACAAUGGGCUGGCAGAGAGAGAACCGGGGGAGAGAGCCCCUGUGGAGAUGGCUUCUCAGAUUGUCCAUUCUAAAGGCAGGGCCAGACUGGGGCUUCUCUCCUGGGCUGCAGCCACCAGCGGCGAAGACUUUUUUUUUUUUUUU
Messenger RNA from Rhinolophus ferrumequinum (greater horseshoe bat), 1715 nucleotides. RefSeq names its product H6 family homeobox 1 (gene HMX1). Gene Ontology annotation, cellular component: nucleus. The record is from RefSeq and is a predicted model, not a curated record. Gene Ontology annotation, biological process: regulation of transcription by RNA polymerase II; negative regulation of DNA-templated transcription. Gene Ontology annotation, molecular function: RNA polymerase II transcription regulatory region sequence-specific DNA binding; DNA-binding transcription factor activity, RNA polymerase II-specific. Lineage: Eukaryota; Metazoa; Chordata; Mammalia; Chiroptera; Rhinolophidae. The transcript is spliced from 2 exons. The coding region runs from base 61 to 1104 and encodes 347 amino acids.